UGUUUAUCAUAAGCAUAACGAAUAAUGGAGUUUAGUUGUUAACAAAUUUAUAUGGAACAAUAUUGGUAAUUCAUUAAUCAAUUCAGUUUAUUAUAAUUGUAGAUAGAUCAUUACAAAUAGAAUGUUAUUUAAACAAAAUAAUAAACAUGUCAACAAAUGGAAAUUCUCAUCUACUGUAGAUUUGAAAAAAUUCUUUAUCAUUAUUUGUUUACCUUUAAUUGAAAUGAUUAUUACUACAAUACUCAUGUGUAAAUUUUGUGAUAAAUGUAAGAACAUUCAUCAAUAUAAAUGGUAUCUAUUAGGUUUAAUACCAAGUUCCGUAAUUUUCUCACUUCUAAUGGUCACUAUUCGUGAUAUGCGUGCACGUUUCCCAAUUAAUUAUGUCUUCUUGUUUUUAAAUACUCUGUUAUUAUGUUACGCAUUUAUACCACCAAUACUAGGGAUAACAAUUGGAUAUAUAAUGAUAUCCUUUAGUGCCGCAGCAUUUAUUACAUUUUCAAUGAUAAUACUCGGGAUGUUCAUCAAGGUUAAAAUUCCUUUUGUUUUGUUGAUUACUGUUUUAAGCAGUUUCAUCAUUACAGGGCUUGCAAUAUCUGUUGUAUUGUAUUUUACCCACAAAGAAGUAGCACUUCAUGUAAUGGGAACAUUUUUUAUCUUGUCAGUUUUACCGGUCCUGUUAUUUAUUGGCCAGCAGCUGAAAAUUGAAUACUCUCCAUGGAUGCUUCCCUCCAAUUAUAUAUUAUAUGCUGUACUGGUGUCAGUAAUAUAUUUGUUCAUAUUCUAUUCAAUCGCUGUGCAAUUUUUAAAUCACAGAAACAAAUCAACACGUUAUGGCUGUUAAUGUGUACAAUGUAACGUCUAUAAAUCGAAAUGUAUCGUUUCAUUUAAAUUAUUUUAAUUUCAAAUGGCAAUAGUUAUUCAACAGUUAUAAAUAUAUCCUGCCGCUUGUU
Messenger RNA from Schistosoma guineensis, 950 nucleotides. The record is from the annotation of a GenBank genome assembly. NCBI's taxonomy places the organism in Eukaryota, Metazoa, Platyhelminthes, Trematoda, Strigeidida, Schistosomatidae.